AUGCUCUUUACUUUGAUAACAUCAAUUUUAAAUGUUAUCUUGCCUUUCCUUAUAGCACAUAGAAGCAGAGGCUUUUGGUUAAAUUCGCAUUACUUUUAUGAACAGCCGGCCGUUCGGCCAACUUUUGAAUAUUUGUUAGUAGGUGAUACAGAAGAUCCUUACCAUACUGUUAUUUGCGGUAGUGGCAAUAACUUAACUAAAGAGUUUGAAAACCAAUGCAGAGAAAUUCAGCUACAAGAGUAUGAUCCAAAUAACGAUGGCAAAACGGAUGUCAUAAACUUUAAAAUUAAACUUGAUUUAGUCGAAAACCAUACUAUAACAUCUAUUAUUCUAAUUUUAGGCCUAGACUUUCAUUUAAUGACUAUUUGUCCUUUACAAAUGCAAACCUUUGCGUUAGUCAGUAAAGAAUUUAAUAAUCCUACUUCUGGAGUGAAAUAUAAUGCCUACUUGGAAUUAGUUCAAACGUCACAUUUGUCUUGUUUAAGGCACCAUCUCGAUUCCAAGUACAACAUAUCACUUUUAGCCAACACAGAUUUUUCCGAAGAACAGGCAAUUGACAUUAUGAUAAACAGUUAUUUCAUGAGAGAAGUCACCACUCAGGUAAAGCCUUACUUUGUAAGAAGCCAACAUGGAUACACAGGAACAAUGAAAAUAGACUUAUUCUUAAAGAUACCCGAGAUGAAGAUAUUAUAUACUCCCAGCUUUUUGCAGGAGGUUAAAUGGGCUUGGCCGCAGUAUCUUUCAUUGGCUAUAACAUUCUAUUGGAUUUUUAACAGAAUUAAAAGAUUUGUUUUCAAUAAUCGCUUACUAAUGGCAUGGGAAAUUAUUCCAUGGAAGAAGAUACCGUAA
Messenger RNA from Leptosia nina, 849 nucleotides. The record is from the annotation of a GenBank genome assembly. NCBI's taxonomy places the organism in Eukaryota, Metazoa, Arthropoda, Insecta, Lepidoptera, Pieridae.